AUGCAGCCGGGGUACCGGGAGUUGAAGCGCAGUCCGAUGCAGGACGCGAACCUCUGCUCGCGCCUGUUCCUUUGGUGGCUAAACCCCUUGUUUAAAAUUGGUCACAAGCAGAGAUUAGAAGAAGAUGACAUGUACUCAGUGCUUCCGGAAGAUGGCUCCAGGCACCUUGGGGAAGAGCUGCAAGGGUACUGGGACCAAGAAGUUCUGAGAGCCCAGAAAGACGCACGGGAGCCUUCUUUAACGAAAGCAAUCAUAAAGUGUUACUGGAAAUCCUACUUAGUUUGGGGAAUGUUUAUGUUUCUUGAGGAAGGCACAGGAGUACUUCUGCCCAUAUUUUUGGGGAAAAUUAUUAAUUAUUUUGAAAACUCUGAUCCCACCGAUUCUGCUGCUUUAUACAAAACCUACACCUAUGCCACAGUGCUGAGUGCCUGCAUGCUCAUUUGGGCCAUUCUGCACCACUUUUACUUCUGUCACAUUCAGCGUGUGGGGAUGAGGUUAAGAAUAGCCAUGUGCCAUAUGAUUUACCACAAGGCACUUCGCCUGAGCAAUGUGGCCAUGGGCAAGACUACCACAGGCCAGAUAGUCAACCUACUGUCCAACGAUGUGAACAAGUUGGAUCAGGUAACGAUGUUCUUGCACUUUCUGUGGGUGGGGCCACUGCAGGCUAUCGCAGUGACCACCUUGCUCUGGAUGGAAAUAGGAAUAUCAUGUCUUGCCGGGAUGGCGGUUCUAGUUUUUAUUCUGCUUUUGCAAAGCUGCAUCGGGAAGUUGUUUUCAUCACUCUGGAGGAAGACUGAAGCUUUCACAGACGACAGGAUCAGGACUAUGAGCGAAGUUAUAACUGGCAUCAGAACGAUAAAAAUGUAUGCUUGGGAAAAGUCAUUUGUAGAUUUUAUUACCAGGUUGAGAAAGAAGGAAAUUUCCACGAUUCUGAGAAGUUCCUUCCUUAGAGGAGUGAGUUUGGCAUCAUUUUUCGCUGUAAGCAAAGUCAUGGUUUUUGUCACCUUCAUCACCAAUGUGCUCCUGGACAACGUGAUCACAGCCAGCCAAGUGUUUGUGGUGGUGACGCUGUACGAGGCUGUGCGGUUGACGGGCACCCUUUACUUCCCCAUGGCCAUCGAGAAGGUGUCAGAGGCAAUCAUCAGCAUCCGAAGAAUCAAGAACUUUCUGUUACUUGAUGAGAUAUCACAGUGCAACCCUCAGCUCCCAUCAGAUGGUAAAAUGAUUGUGCACAUGCAAGAUUUUACUGCUUUUUGGAAACAGGCAUCAGAAACCCCAACUCUACAAAGCCUUUCCUUUGCUGUCAGACCUGGGGAACUGUUAGCUGUGGUCGGGCCUGUGGGGGCAGGAAAGUCGUCACUGUUAAGUGCUGUGCUGGGGGAGCUGCCCCCGAGCCAGGGGCUGGUCAGCGUGCACGGGAGGAUUGCGUAUGUUUCUCAGCAGCCCUGGGUGUUUUCAGGAACUGUGCGGAGUAAUAUUUUAUUUGGGAAGAAAUAUGAAGAAGAACGAUAUGAAGAAGUAAUAAAAUCUUGUGCUUUGGAGGAGGAUUUGCAGCUUUUGAAGGAUGGAGAUCUAACUGUGAUAGGAGAUGGAGGAACCACACUGAGUGCAGGGCAGAAAGCCCGGGUCAGCCUUGCAAGAGCCGUGUAUCAGGAUGCAGACAUCUACCUCCUGGAUGAUCCGCUCAGCGCAGUAGAUGCAGGAGUCAGCAGGCACUUGUUCAAACAGUGUAUUUGCCAAGCCUUGAAGGAGAAGAUCACAAUCUUAGUGACUCAUCAGUUGCAGUUCCUAAAGGAUGCAAGUCAGAUUCUGAUAUUGGAAGAUGGUAAGAUGGUGCAAAAGGGGACUUAUGGUGAGUUUCUGAAAUCCUGGGUAGAUUGUGAUUCCCUUUUAAAGAAGGAGAAUGAGGAGGCUGAAACAUCUCCAGUUCCAGGAACUUCCACUCUGAGGAAUCAGACCUCCUUAGAGUCUUCAGUUCCAUCUCAACAGUAUUCCACACCCUCAUUGAAAGAUCCAGUUCAAGAGGACCAAGAUACUGAGAAUACACAGUUCACACUCUCCCUGGAGGACCGUUUGGGUGGAAACGUUGGUUUUAAGACCUACAAGACCUACUUCACAGCCAGUGCUCACCAGUUUAUCAUCAUUUUCCUUAUUCUAGUAAACAUCGCAGCUCAGGUUGCCUACAUCUUUCAGGAUUGGUGGCUUUCAUCCUGGGCAAAUGAACAGAGUAUCCUGUAUGUCAUGGUGUAUGGAAAAGAAAACGUAAUUGCAACGCUUGAUGCUGUCUGGUACUUUACAGUUUAUUCAGUUCUAACUGUAGGUACUGUCCUUUCCGGCCUCACAAGAUCUUUGUUGAUACUCUACGUCCUUGUUAAUUCUUCACAAACUUUGCACAACGAAAUGGUGGAGUCCAUUUUGAGAGCUCCAGUAUUUUUCUUCGAUAGAAAUCCAAUAGGAAGAAUUUUAAAUCGUUUCUCCAAAGAUAUUGGGCAUAUGGAUGACCUGCUGCCCCUGACAUUUCAAGAUUUCACCCAGACAUUUCUGCUUGUGAUCGGUGUGGUGGGCGUGAUGGUGGCGGUGAUUCCUUGGAUUGCAAUACCUGUGGUUCCCCUUGGCAUCAUUUUAUUUUUUCUUCGGCGAUAUUUCUUAGAGACGUCACGAGAUGUCAAACGCCUGGAAUGUGCAACACAGAGCCCAGUAUUUUCCCACUUAGCAUCUUCUCUCAGGGGACUCUGGACCAUCCGGGCGUACAAAGCUGAACAGAGGUUUCAGGAACUGUUCGACACACACCAGGAUUUGCAUUCAGAGGCUUGGUUCUUGCUUUUGAUGACGUCCCGAUGGCUCGCCGUGCGUCUGGAUGCCAUCUGUGCCAUCUUUGUCACUGUUGUUACCUUUGUGUCCCUGAUUUUGGCAGAAACUUUGAAUCCUGGACAGGUUGGCCUGGUGCUGUCUCUCGCCCUCACACUCAGGGGGAUGUUCCAGUGGUGCGCCAGGCAAAGCAUCGAAGUUGAAAAUAUGAUGAUUUCAGUAGAAAGAGUGAUUGAAUAUACAAACCUUGAGAAAGAACCAUCCUGGAAAUACAAGUGUCGUCCACCACCGUCCUGGCCCCAUGAAGGAAGGAUUUCCUUUGACAAAGUGAACUUUACGUACAGCUUAGAUGGACCUCUGGUAUUGAACGACCUGAAAGAGCGCGUUAAACCAAGAGAAAAGUUUGGCAUUGUGGGAAGAACAGGAGCUGGAAAAAGUUCCCUCAUCGCUGCCCUUUUUAGAUUGUCAGACCCCGAAGGUGACAUUUGGAUUGAUGGCAUCAGGACAACCGACAUUGCACUUCACGAUUUAAGGAAGAAGUUGUCAGUUGCACCUCAGGAACCUGUUUUAUUCACUGGAACAAUGAGGAAAAAUCUGGAUCCCUUUAAUGAGCAUACGGAUGAGGAACUAUGGAAUGCCUUAGAAGAGGUACAACUUAAAAAAGCCAUUGAAGAUCUUCCUGGUAAAAUGGAUACUGAAUUAGCAGAAUCAGGAUUGAACUUGAGUGUUGGACAGAGACAGUUGGUGUGCUUUGCUAGGGCUACUCUCAGGAAGAAUCAGAUAUUGAUUAUUGACAAAGCCACAUCAAAUGUGGACCCAAGAACGGAUAAGUUAAUACAAAAGAGAAUUCUUGAGACAUUUGCCCAGUGCACGGUGAUAACCAUCACACACAGGUUGGGCACCAUUAUUAACAGCAACUGGAUAAUGGUUUUGGAUUCAGGAAGACAGAAGGAACAUGGUCGGCCAUAUGUUUUGCUGAAAAACAGAAGCAGCCUGUUUUACAAGAUGAUGAAGCGACUGGGCAAGCUAGGCUGGGCUGCUGAGCUCACUGAAAAAGCACAACAGGUGGGGCCAGAGCUUUCCAUAUUUGAAUGUGCCUACGGGUCACCUGGGGAGAUUGUGAAUAUGCAGAUUGGGACUCAGGAGGUCCAGGUGGGGCCCAGGGUCUGCAUGGCUAGGAAGCUCCCAGGGGCUGCCCCCCUGCUGGUGCAGGGACCACACGGGGCAGGGGCUGUAGGAGAGCAGCCUCUGUCUGCACAGGCACCGUUGUGA
Hippopotamus amphibius kiboko is the source of this 4080-nucleotide messenger RNA. Its product is annotated as ATP-binding cassette sub-family C member 4-like. Gene Ontology annotation, cellular component: plasma membrane. Gene Ontology annotation, molecular function: ATP hydrolysis activity; ABC-type transporter activity; ATP binding. Lineage: Eukaryota; Metazoa; Chordata; Mammalia; Artiodactyla; Hippopotamidae. The record is from RefSeq and is a predicted model, not a curated record. Gene Ontology annotation, biological process: transmembrane transport.